AUGUCCGCAUCAGUCCUUGGGGAAUCCUGGGUGGUCCCUUCAGUCCGACCCGAAAAAGAAGAUGUGGCGUCCAGAGACUCGCCUGAGACUCCGAAACAAGUUCGGUGUAAAGGUGGUAGCAACCAUGGAUCGGAAUCUGUUACCUCGUCCACCUCGUCCGUAUCAGGCCCGGAAUUGAUUAUGCCCUCGAUUUAUGAGACACCCAUUUCCGAGGCAUCUUGGGUUGCGCCAAACUUGCGGUCCGAACAGACCAGUCCGCUGGAGUCUUCGCCUUUUGCCGCGCCGGUCAAGGCAAAAGAGACUUUUGCUGAUGUACCAAAUCAGGACGCUCAUUCGACCACGACGUCCAAGGAUCAAACACCGACCCGUCUGAGACUCCUCGAAACACCAAUCCAAACCAUAAUCAACAUCGUCCUCAUCGCGGCAAUUGCACACUUACUCGUCCUGCCUGAAUUUGUACAACAGUACCAGAUCUUGUGCGGCGUCGGCCCAAUCCUGACACUAUACCCGUCCAGCUGCAGCGCUUAUGAUCAACAGCGCUUCAGCCCCCACCAGCGUCACCAAUCAAAACCCCAUACAGCGGUCACAACCUCCCAAUCACGCCUCGAAUCCCUCUUCAAUACUACCCUGCAUGAAAUUGCCCCGCUCAACGGCUCUCUGAAACAGACAGAGUCACUAUUACGCACGGUUGAGCGAGAAUUGAAACGCGCCCACCCAGGCACCAAGCAUGAACUUGACCUCGAAUUCGAGAGCUGUUGGCGCGCCAUCCGCAUCGCGGGAUGGAAAUUCGACUCUCUCAAAGUCGACCUCCAAUCGGCUGUGGACAGCCUUGUUGCGGCAGGCGAUGUGAAGCCAACAACAGAUUCCGGCUCCUCCGUCGCGCAAGGUGCCCGGCUAUCCACCCAGAUGAUACGUCGCGAGCAGUACAUUGAGCAACUCACAUCGCGCAUGCGCUCCAAGGCUGAUUCGCUUGCUACGGACCUCGCCACGCUUGACGACCACCUCGAAUCGAUCGAGAGCAUCGUGGAUCGGGAGACAACCCAACCCCACGACCCUCUGGCAGAUCAGCCCAAGGGGUCAUCUCGCCGGUUUCUAGCAUUUGUCGAUGCCAUUGUACCCCCAAGCGUUAAACUUUUUUCAUUCGUGCGUCCGUCGAGUCGAGACUCGGUGGAAACAGAGGACACCUCAGAUCACUCAGAGCUCACACUAUCACAAAUCUUCCGCGAAGCCACAGCGCAUCACCGCCCCGUCGCUGAUGCAGCAAGAAACCUAUCAAAGCAGCUGCAACAGUUUCUCCAGAAUAAAAAGACCAUCCACUAUUGA
Aspergillus calidoustus is the source of this 1323-nucleotide messenger RNA. Lineage: Eukaryota; Fungi; Ascomycota; Eurotiomycetes; Eurotiales; Aspergillaceae. The record is from the annotation of a GenBank genome assembly.